Messenger RNA from Aspergillus terreus NIH2624, 1155 nucleotides. Its product is annotated as putative transcription factor Rap1. Lineage: Eukaryota; Fungi; Ascomycota; Eurotiomycetes; Eurotiales; Aspergillaceae. Gene Ontology annotation, cellular component: shelterin complex. Gene Ontology annotation, biological process: regulation of DNA-templated transcription; telomere maintenance via telomere lengthening. Gene Ontology annotation, molecular function: telomeric repeat DNA binding. Bases 1 to 1155 code for a protein of 384 amino acids. The record is from RefSeq and is a predicted model, not a curated record. The transcript has 4 exons.
AUGAGUAACGAGCUUAGUGGCAACACAGGCGCAGGCUCCCUGUUCGAAGGGAGGCAGUUCUGGCUGUCUCAGAAUGUCCCCCAGAGGACAAGGUUCAAAGAAUUAAUUCAGAAACACGGAGGCAUUAUAAGAUUGCAGGAAAAGGAUGCAGAUAUUAAGCUGGUUGACCAUACGAGGAAAAAUCUGCCACCUGACACAUACUCCUAUCGCUUUGUUGAGAACUCCAUCCGCCAUGGUAGGCUGGAAAACCUAGAACUCUACAGAGCUGGGCCAUCUCCCUCCCGACCAGUGGGAGCAACAAACAUCCCAACAAGGGGACAUAAAGUGCAAUACACCCUGGAAGACGAUCAGGCACUAUGGGACUGGAUGCAACCCUAUGAAAGAAACCCUAAAGCCCCUAUAAGGGGUAACAAGAUCUACGAGGAUUUCGCUGCUCAGGUAUUGUGCCACAAGCUCUACUGCCCCGAUAUUCGGUCGCCUUGUCUUACCAUCUCUCAUACAGAACCCCAGACAUACAUACCAGUCAUAUCGCGAUCGCCUGCCGAUAGCGGUAACCUUCAAUCUACCGGGGUGGAAACUCCUAUGCACAAGAGAAGGAUGAUAGAGAGCACUCCUAAGAGCACAACAUCUUCAAAGCCACGCCCUUCGGGGUCACCUGUCGCAACAACAUCGGUGGCUUCAACAUCCAAAACACCAUCGUCCACAAAUGCAAACACGAAGAGUACAAAGCAUGAGGAACCACUGAGUGAACCAAUCUCCUUGAAGGACGGAGACGCGACUGUCGACAGUUUCCUUCUGGAAUUACCUUUCUUACCAUCCAGCCCGGAGCCCGAAUCGGGAGAUGUUGACACAUGGGUGGACGACUGUCUUCGAACAGGCAAAGCACCCUUGGACACAAUCGUUGAUGCUCUGCGCUGCACUACUAUGGAUCCGCGACUAGCAGACAAAGUGCUAGGACACUUGCGUGCCGGCAAGGGCAUUCCAGAUGACAUUCCCGGUGUAUGGACCCAUGAGGAUGACAAAUGCCUGGAAGCAAAAGACGGCAGAAUGAUUGACAAGCUCAUAAAGAAGCAUGGCAACAAGAACUUUGACGAUAGGUGGGCAUACCUUCGACAAGCACGAGAGCAAGGAUUUGAGAAGCACACUGAUGAUUAA